This is a messenger RNA of Arachis stenosperma, 957 nucleotides long. RefSeq lists its product as uncharacterized. Lineage: Eukaryota; Viridiplantae; Streptophyta; Magnoliopsida; Fabales; Fabaceae. The record is from RefSeq and is a predicted model, not a curated record. Bases 1 to 957 code for a protein of 318 amino acids. The transcript has 2 exons.
AUGAGAAAUUUGGAGGUGCAAAUGGGCCAAAUUGCUCAACAAUUAGCAAAACCUACUCAAUUAUUCCCAAGUGACACCAUCCCAAACUCCAAAGAAGAAUGUAAAGCCAUUAGUUUGAGAAGUGAAAAAAUGUUGGAAAAAGAAGAAGAAGAAGAGACUCACACUGCUAAGCUAAGAAAAGAAGCUCUAGAGGGUAACAAAAUGCAAGAAGAAUACGUAACCCCAUUCUUCAAGAAGAUACAAAUAAAUAUUCCCUUUGCUGAAGCUCUUGAACAAGUACCCUUGUAUGCAAAGUUUAUUAAAGAGUUGAUUUCUAAGAAAAGAAAUUGGAGGGAGAAUGAAACUGUGGUACUUACAAAGGAGUAUAGUGCCAUAAUUCAAAAGAACUUCCUUGAGAAAUUAAAUGAUCCAGGAAGCUUUGUGAUUCCCUGCAUCAUUGGAAAGGUAACUGUUGAAAGAGCUUUGUGUGACAUUGGAGUUAGCAUCAACCUCAUGUCAUUAUCCUUAAUGCGCAAGCAACAAAUUGAAGAGGUAAAAUCCACCAAAAAAUUUUUACAACUUGCUGACCGUUCUCUUAAAUUUUCUUUAGGUGUUGUUGAGAAUUUACUGGUGAAGGUGGGGACGUUCAUAUUCCCUGCAGAUUUUGUCAUCUUGGAUAUGGAGGAGGAUGUCAAUGCUUCUAUUAUAUUGAGAAGACCUUUCCUUGCUAUAGGGAGAGCCUUAAUUGAUGUUCAAAAAGGUGAAUUAACAUUGAAGGUGAAUGAUGAACAAAUUGUGCUCAAUGUAUUUAAAGCCCUACAACAUCCUAACGAUUAUGCGGAUUGCAUGAAAAUUGAUAUCAUUGAUCCAUUGGUGCAAGAGGCAUUAGAAGAAGAAGAUCUUAAUGAGUCACUUGAGUCCUCUAUUGAAGUUGAAGUGGGUGAAAUUAAAGAUUGCACACCACCCAAGGAAGCAUAA